AUGGCUCUUCCUUACAUUCUUUUGCUAUUAGUAUUAAGUGUGAGUAAUUCAUUUGCACAUACUGUGUACUUUGAAGGACAGGCUCCUAAAGUUGUUAAACAAGCAAAUGCUACUUAUCAAAUCAAUAAAUCUGAUCCUGGUAUAGUAAUCACCGACUUUAGUGAUGACACUAUUACAUUCAUUAAUGGUAAUGAUGGCAGUACAGGAAUAUCGGUCGGUAUCAUUCAAAAAGUAAGAACUAUCAUAGUGCCCAAUCCACCAUCUUUGGGUAACUGUAAGAUAUACUCAUUACCCGAUAAUGUUAUUAGAACAAACUUAACCAAGCAGAUGACAUUUGGUGAUCCGUUAGGAAGCUUUUUCAAUUCAAACUCUUCCAUUACACUAAGCUGUUACAAAGCGAACGCUUCCGAUUUUAUGCUCGUGAUUCAAUCCAAAAGCAAUACGCUUGAACGCGGUUAUGGAAUCUAUGCUUCCGGUAUUCCUGGUACACAAUUUUAUACGGAUAUACAACAGUUCACGGUAACCAGCAUUUCACUAGAACCGUCCGUUCCAUACAUUCGCUCUUUGAUCUUUCUUGAUGGAAAUUAUAUUGAAGUCAGUGACAGUACUCCUCAAAAGAAGCCAAGUUGGAAUAUUACAGCAGCUUCUCUUGAUACAGUCAUUCCAACUAAAAAUUAUCUCUUUACAUCAUAUUUUAUGAAACCGAAAACUAGCGUAGUUUUGGAGACAGUCUCUCAUUUGAAUAUUUGCUCCGGGAAAAGAACUAUCACACAAGCAGAUUUGGAUCAGAACGGAGUAUUCAAGUUUCCUUAUGUUACUUUAUACGGAGUGUACGACUGCUCUUUUGAGAUCAUUCCUCCAAGUAAAGAGUAUUAUACCAAAGUCCAGAUGGGUGGUUUCCUGACAAGCUCAUUCUACCUAAAUUUAUAUUAUAAAAAGGAGUUUGCUAGAACGUUCACUGUUGAUGGCACAAACCUAUUGACAGGAACAUAUUACUUCCCCAACGGAGGGUUUUUGGAGUUUGACUCAGGAAAUGAUGGUGAAGCUACCAUCACUUUCAUCAUUACAUUUGUCAAACUACCCAUAGCACCUGCUAUCAACAGAGAUUUCUCUGCAAGCGGACAAGGUAACUUGACUACUCUUGCUGGUAUCAUCAGUCUUUUCACUGCACAAGACGCAGCGAACACUAGUUUAUCGGUUUUAUCUGUCAACGAAAAGCCAGGCAGUCUAGAGGCAAAGACCUCUUUGGAUUACUGUUUCCUAACCAUAAGAUAUGACAGUGGAGAUUUAGACCGUUACAGUUUGCGAGAGUUCACCGUUUUCCGUACUCCCACUUUAUUCAAGAAAGCGUAUUUCCAAUGUGUGCAAUCUCCUCUGAUAGAAGGAAAAGUGAUUGUCGUUGUAGGAACCAAUGCAGAUUGGCAACCAGUAUGUACGAUAAUUGGAGCUUAUGCUAAUUAUUUGACGGAUCUUACUUUCCCUUCAAAUCCAUAUUGCGGUGGAUCCAAUUACCUGGUUCAAGUUAAGGAUUAUGGUCGAACGAGCGCUACAGUUAGCGCUAUUGACAGUAAUCCCGAAUCUGAUGUUAAAGCAAUUCGAGGUGUUGUGAGUGGAACAGAUAUUGGUUCGGUUUCAAAGAAAACCGUGCCAUUCACUACAGAUUACAACUAUGUUACAUACGUUGCUAGUUCCAAAUCCAAUAUAACUUUGCAUUGGAACACGUAUCAAGGAGCUUCGAGUAAUGGACCUGGCCCAAAUCCAACAAAAAAACCCAUCGAAACAUCAACUAAAGCGUCAUCAACUCACUCUUUCAUGUUUGUGACAUUACUUGCCGCCGUCUUCCUGCUGUAG
Molecule: messenger RNA, 1851 nt
Organism: Auanema sp. JU1783
Lineage: Eukaryota; Metazoa; Nematoda; Chromadorea; Rhabditida; Rhabditidae
Source: the annotation of a GenBank genome assembly